This is a messenger RNA of Glycine soja, 3648 nucleotides long. Its product is annotated as transcription factor MYB3R-1-like. The transcript is spliced from 12 exons. The record is from RefSeq and is a predicted model, not a curated record. Bases 374 to 3493 code for a protein of 1039 amino acids. NCBI's taxonomy places the organism in Eukaryota, Viridiplantae, Streptophyta, Magnoliopsida, Fabales, Fabaceae. Gene Ontology annotation, biological process: regulation of DNA-templated transcription. Gene Ontology annotation, cellular component: nucleus. Gene Ontology annotation, molecular function: DNA-binding transcription factor activity, RNA polymerase II-specific; RNA polymerase II cis-regulatory region sequence-specific DNA binding.
AUAGCAUUAUGUUUGUUCGAGGCAACAACAAUAUCGCAUCGCAUAGGGUUUGAAACUUCGCGAGUCCGCCCGUUCACGUUUGAAUAGAUAGAAACGAAAGCACUCUAACGUUACCAUUUCUCUGUCUCUCUUGUCUCUCUCUUAAGCAUUUCUUCCAUUUCUGAGCGUUGCAACAGUUCACUCUUCAAACCUUCUUCUUGGAUCUGCAAAUGCCUACCGCUUCGAUCUUCGAUCCUUCGCUAAGUUAGUUUUGUGCAGUUUAUUCCUGCGGCCCCUUGGAAAGGGAUUAUAAUGAUUUGGAGAACCAACUUUGAAGAGAGUUGCAAUCCCGUGAGAAUUGGGGUAUGUGCUUUUAUUUUUAUGCCAACAACCUAUGGACGGUGAGCAGAGCAUGGCUGCUCCAUCUCAUGGGCAAGUUGAUGGUGCUCAGAAAGUUAGAGCAUUACAUGGGAGGACUACUGGCCCUACAAGGCGUUCUACAAAAGGGCAAUGGACACCGGAGGAGGAUGAUACCUUACGGAAUGCUGUUGAGAGAUUCAAAGGAAAAAAUUGGAAAAAAAUUGCUGAAUGUUUCAAGGAUAGAACUGAUGUGCAAUGCCUACAUAGGUGGCAGAAAGUUUUAAAUCCUGAACUUGUUAAAGGUCCAUGGUCUAAAGAGGAAGAUGAAAUAAUUAUUGAAUUGGUGAAGAAACAUGGGCCUAAAAAGUGGUCAACUAUAGCACAACAUUUACCUGGACGUAUUGGUAAGCAAUGUCGAGAAAGGUGGGUUAAUCAUCUUGAUCCUACUAUAAAAAAGGAAGCGUGGACUCAGGAAGAGGAGUUGGCUCUAAUACAUUAUCAUCAGAGUUUUGGGAACAAAUGGGCCGAAUUGUCGAAGGUCAUUCCUGGAAGGACAGACAAUGCUAUUAAAAAUCACUGGAACAGUUCUGUCAAAAAGAAAUUGGAUUCUUAUUUGGCAUCAGGCCUGCUUACUCAGUUUGAAUCUGUUCCUCAUGCUGGAAAUUUGAAUCAACCAACAAGGUUGCAGUGUAGUAGAGAUGAUAAUGGUCCCAAGUCGACUGAAGGAGAGGAAGUUUCAGAUUGCAGCCAAGGUUCAGCUAAUGCUGUUUACUUUCCAUCUGCUACAGGUCCGAGCAGUGUUGACUUGCAAACUGGAGAGGCAUAUAGGCCAAAUGAAGAAUGUAGUCUUGGAAAGGAUCAUAGUCCGAGUCGAGCUUGUUCAGAGCCAUAUUAUGUAUCAAUUGAUGAUGUUACUAUAUGCAUCCCAGAAAUUGCUCACCAAGAGGCUUGCACUUCUCAAUUCAUUGAGCAACAGUCACAUGAACCUGGAAAUUCCAUUUGUGGGGAUUGCCAGUUCAAUUUACAUUCCUUACCCAAUGUUUCAUCAAUGGUCUUGGGGCAGGAAUCCUCGGAGUUGCAAAGAGAUUUUAUAGCUCCUUGUGAAAUCUGUGACAUGGUGAAUGCUCCAUUUCAGACUUCAGUGGAGUUAGGUGUUUCAACGUCCAUGGGACCUGCAUCUAUGGAUUCUCUAAAACCAGAGCACAUGUUGAUAUCUGAUGAUGAAUGCUGCAGAGUCCUGUUUUCAGACGCAAUGAAUGAUGGGUGUUUCCCUCGUGUAGAUUAUAAUAAACGUGAUGAUAUAGUUGAAUUUUCUGGAUGCACUUCAUUUUGUCAAUCUUGUAAUAUCCAGAUAUCUGAAACUGGUGGAACCUCAACUUCACAGCUAACUUGUCCUCAGUGUUCUAAUAAUUAUAAAGGAAUUUCAUCCUCCCAAUCUGUCCCUCUAGUACUUUCUGCUAGUGAUGAUAGGUUGGGGCCUACUGCCAACGGCAAUCAAUUAUUUGGGAUGGAGGAUCACCACUUUGUCUCCAGAGCAUGUGCUAACUUCACUUAUGUCAACAACAUAUCCAGUUCUUGUGUUGAUGGGGUAGGUAGUGCAGUAAUGGAAGAGCCACAUGAUAUUCUGAAGGGUACUUCAAAAUUGGUCCCUGUAAAUAAUUUUGGCUGUGGAUCAGAUGCUAAGCAAACUUGUAAUCCAACAGCUGAAAAAACAAAUGUGCAUACAGAAAAGGAGGGCUCAGGAUCUCUAUGUUAUGAACCUCCCCGCUUUCCAAGUUUGGAUAUUCCUUUCUUCAGUUGUGAUCUUGUACAAUCUGGGAGUGAUAUGCAGCAAGAGUUUAGUCCAUUGGGUAUCCGCCAGUUUAUGAUGUCAUCUAUGAACUGUCUUACUCCUUUUAGGUUGUGGGACUCACCCUCUUGUGAUGAUAGUCCAGAUGCACUGUUAAAAAGUGCUGCUAAAACUUUUACUGGUACACCAUCCAUAUUAAAGAAACGACCCCGAGAUUUGUUGUCACCACUCUCAGAUAAAAGAAUGGAUAAGAAACUUGAGACUGACAUGGCAUCAUCUACGUUUACCAGAAACUUUUCCAGUUUGGUUGCUGCAUUUGGUGACAAUGAGACUCGAAAAGCAGAUAUGCCUUCAUAUUCAUAUCCAUUGCAAAAACAGAACAGCAGGGCAUCUGUUGAUGAUGAUAAUAAAGAAAAUUGUGGACACACUUAUAAAUGGGAACAAUUAAUGAAUUGUUCCCCAAUUAAAUCUGCAACUUUGGAUGAAAAGAACUCUCAAAGAGAUACUGUUGACGGCAAUUCUCAGCAUAAUGUCAAGCAACGACCUCUUGAUUCUAAAAUGAAGACUACUGAGAUUGAGCAACAACAAUCUGGAAUUUUGGUCGAACAUGAUAUGAAUGACCUGUCACUGUCUUCUCCUGAUCAAGUUGGUUUAAAAUCAGAUAGAGGUCUGGAUUCAAGUGCUAAAAUUACAAAAGGCUUGAACAAGUCCUUGGAAGCAGCUUCAAAUCAGAGUGGCCAUUUGAAAUUAUCUUCUAAAAAUCCAUGCCCAAGGGUUAAUUCUUGUUCUCCUUGUGUUCGCGCUAAAGAGCAUGAAGGACUUUCAGUUGCUGUUACUCGUGUUCAAGCUCCAGGGGACAAUUCAGGGGAACAAACCAGAAAAGAUGGUGGUUUUGAAACAUGUAGCAUCUUUGGUGGAACACCUUUUGGAACACCUUCUGCGUGGAAAUCCCCUUGGUUCUUCAACACUUUUCUAUCUAGCCCCAGACUUGAUACUGAAAUUACAAUUGAGGAUUUUGGGUAUUUUAUGAGUCCAGGUGAUAGAAGCUAUGAUGCACUCGGAUUGUUGAAACAUAUCAGUGAACAAACUGCUGCCACAUAUGCCAAUGCUCAGGAGAUUUUAGGAAAUGAAACUCCCAAAGCAUUACCAAAAGAUGCAUCUGAAAACGACAAGGAUAAGGACCAUGAAAAUAAUUAUCCUGUCAAUCAGUCUGGGAACCAUUCUCAGUUGCCUUCAAAUGCUUUGAUAGAGCGACGCACACUUGACUUUAGUGAAUGUGAAACACCAGGCAGAGAUGAAAACAGCAAAUCCUCAGCUAUGAGCUUCUCAAGCCCUUCUUCGUAUUUGAUGAAAGGUUGUAGAUGAUUGUCUAAUAAGGCUAAAUAAAACCUGUUAGAGUUUGGUAUCUUGAGUUAUGAAUAUAUGAUGUGUAUAGUAUACCAUUUUUAUGAAUAGAUUUUUUGUAUGAAGCACCUCAGCAAUCAAAGCUGAUUGAAAUAAAAAUGUUCCUUUCAUUCGGU